AUGGGAUGCUUUCCGGUUUGUUUCGGUCGCCGGAAGAAUCGCCAACGUCAGAAACGUAGAGAAUCCGAUCAGGUUAGAGCAAAUGUAUGUGGAUCUGUUCACGAAGUGUCUACAUGUUCAGCACUUGGAAAGCUUUUGAUUUACUGCUCAGGUUCAAGUAAAGGUGGACUGUUUAACGAUGUUCAAGUCUCUGGUCACUUUGUUCACAGGACCCGUUUCUCUAGGACUUCGGGAAGGAGCUUCCUUCCUCUGCAGUGUCGGAACGAUGACAUUCUGUAUGUUUCUGAUCCUUGUGAGCAUUUGGAUAAAGGAGGAGGAGAAGAUGGUGAUUUGGGAUUCUUCCGUGGGAUUUUCAAAUCGUUUUCAAUGUCAAAGGUGAGGAAGUUGCUGAUUAGGAAAGGGACAUCGUUUCAUCCCACAGAGGUUUGUCCUUAUUGCAAAGCGAAGCUGUGGAGUAUGCUUCAGGCGAGGAUGAUACCUCAGAGUGCCAGCUGUAGGUUGGGGGCUUAUGAAGAUAGCAUUGAGUAUUAUGUCUGCCUCAAUGGACAUAUGCUUGGAGUUUGUACUCUCUUACCUUUGGACUACCUCUACAGAUAUGCUCAUUUUGGAUUGUGUCUAAAACAGCAGAGUUCUGGUUUUUUCCUUAAGAGACAAGCAAGUUCACAGGUACGUGCUUCAAAAGGUUUCCAUGUUCUCAUUGGUCGCAAAUGA
This is a messenger RNA of Eruca vesicaria subsp. sativa (arugula), 711 nucleotides long. The record is from the annotation of a GenBank genome assembly. NCBI's taxonomy places the organism in Eukaryota, Viridiplantae, Streptophyta, Magnoliopsida, Brassicales, Brassicaceae.